Messenger RNA from Andrographis paniculata, 1915 nucleotides. RefSeq names its product protein CLT1, chloroplastic-like. Lineage: Eukaryota; Viridiplantae; Streptophyta; Magnoliopsida; Lamiales; Acanthaceae. The record is from RefSeq and is a predicted model, not a curated record. The transcript has 10 exons. Bases 3 to 1478 code for a protein of 491 amino acids.
UGAUGAUGUUGACCGACACAUCGGAUUUUCCUGCACUCGGUCGACUAAAUAAAUACCCACAAAAUCCUCUUCAAUCUCUCUCUCUCGACUCCGCUCCGAAUCACCGCCCUUUCAUAAAACAUUCAAAUCCAGCUAUGGCAGCAUGUGCUCGCCGGACGGCGAUCACCGCGGCUCCGGAGAUGGUGGUUCGUCACAUUCGACCGCUGCCUAUCAAAUCUUUGCAUGUCAAUCGUCCGGGGAAAGGCGGUGGGCGGGUGGUGCUGCGCUCGAGGCGGUUGGUGAUCGAGGCUGCGGCGGCGGUUCCCCGGGGAGAAGAGGAGAAGGAUGAGAUUAAGAAGAGCGGGGAAAAGCCUGCUCUGUUGUGUUCGUACGAUCGAGAGGCGGUGGCGGAUGGGAAUGGGGAAGAAGUUGGACGGAAGGUGGAAGUGCUGGUUGCGGCGGUGGCUACUGUCGUGCUUGGAGUGGGGAAUCGAGUGUUGUACAAGCUGGCAUUAAUACCUCUCAAACAGUACCCCUUCUUCCUCGCACAGCUCGCCACUUUCGGAUAUGUAAUUGUAUACUUCACCAUUUUGUAUCUUCGAUAUCAUGCCGGAAAGGUUACUAAUGAAAUGCUGUCAUUGCCAAAGUCACCAUUGGUUGCUAUUGGCUUGUUGGAGGCUCUAGCUGCUGCCUCCGGUAUGGCAGCAGGAGCUAUUCUUUCGGGGCCUGCAAUUCCCGUACUAUCUCAGAGCUUCUUAGUAUGGCAACUUGUCCUUUCCUCCAUCUUCCUCGGGAAAAAAUAUCAGCUCAACCAAUUAUUUGGUUGCUUUCUUGUGGCAGUUGGGGUUAUAAUAACUGUUGCAAGUGGAUCAGGUACCGGUUCUCUGUUGGAAGCUGGUAUAUUUUGGAGUAUUUUGAUGACUAUUUCUUUCCUUUUACAAGCUGCUGAUACAGUCUUGAAGGAGAUCAUAUUUGUGGAUGCUGCCAAAAGAUUACAGGGAGGUACACUUGACCUAUUCGUUGUAAACUCCUAUGGAUCUGCUUACCAGGCCAUUUUCAUAGGCCUCCUUCUCCCAUUUUUAUCAAACCUGUGGGGCAUUCCAUUCUGCCAACUUCUAAACUAUCUUAAAGAUGGUGCUGCCUGUUUUUUGAAUACCGGCACCAUGAUAAAAGGUUGUGACGGUGCACCUUUACUCCCCCUACUAUUUGUCCUUGUCAACAUGGGCUACAACAUAUCGUUGUUGCAUCUUCUGAAAGUCUCCUCCGCAGUGGUGUCUUGCCUGGCGUCAACACUUACAGUCCCUAUAUCUGUAUACUUGUUCACAUUGCCGCUGCCAUAUCUUGGGGUGUCGUCAUCGCUACCUCCAGGCUUCAUAGCUGGUGCUGCCAUCCUGGUUUUGGGUCUUCUUGUUUAUGUUGGGACACCAUUGCUGAAUUCUUCUUCUUCUUCUUCUUCUUCUUCUUCUUCUUCUUCAAGCAAACCCUCUAUGGUGAGUUGAUUAAAAAAACAAAAAAACAGCCAACACAACAAUGCGUUGUACUGGAUCCCCCAUUCGUACAUAUGCUGACACUGAUGGCCGAGAUCGCGGACAUGAAGAGUAAGUAAUAAAUAGGACCUCUUACUCGACUUGGACUUAUUCAACUAGCUGCGGUGGUGUGUGACCAAUUGUCUGUCGCUGAUACAGCGGGCGGUGGUAUAAGCUAAUAGUAAUAAUAGUAAUAAUAAUGGUAUGGGCAUGGGUGAAGGGUGAAGGGGGUGAUCAAAACAUGAGAAUAAUAUGCUAUCCUAUCCUAUCCUAUGAUGUAUUAGCAUAUGUAGGUUAUGAAAUAAAGACAAACAACAGCUGAUGGAGCGAGGGAGGGAGUUUUGAUGGAAUGGAAAAAGAUGAUUAUCAAUAGUGAAGAUAGAUAGAUGAUAUGAUUGAUGAUUGAUUUA